Monascus purpureus is the source of this 525-nucleotide messenger RNA. Lineage: Eukaryota; Fungi; Ascomycota; Eurotiomycetes; Eurotiales; Aspergillaceae. The record is from the annotation of a GenBank genome assembly.
AUGGAGCAUCCUUCCGGGCUAGCCGGGAAAGAAACCUCCCAAGGACUACUAUUAUUCUCCAGACUGAAUCUCAUGGGCUUACCGACGGAGCUUCAUUUCAGCAUAUCUUCUUAUCUUCCUUAUCCCGACGCUCUGGCCUUGAAGCAUACCUGUCGCCAUUUUUACCGUAUUGUUGAUACGGGAGUUCAUAAGAAGGUGGACUGGCUGGUAGAGCGUUUCGAACGCAAGCUCGAAUGUCCUAUGGAACAGUGCUCCUUUCGGACAGAUGAAGCGUUUUGUAAUGCCAGGAUGAGGAAGCUUAUGGAGAGAAGACGGCGGCAUCUGGAAUGUCGGCGUGUGAAGGGAGGGUGCAUGGUUGUUGAAGGGAAUACUUGUCAGAUGGACUUGGUCCCGAUAUGGUUGAAGAGGAAGGGCGGACUUGCGGGCCUUGCGUCUUGGGGAGAUGAAGCCCUAGUUAUAGGCCUAUUGUGCCUCAUUCUUAGUCUUCUGUGGGAGUCUGUUUCAAGACAUUUGUUUGCUCCUUGA